Molecule: messenger RNA, 5313 nt
Organism: Frankliniella occidentalis (western flower thrips)
Lineage: Eukaryota; Metazoa; Arthropoda; Insecta; Thysanoptera; Thripidae
Gene: VGlut
Product: vesicular glutamate transporter 1
Exons: 11
Coding region: 75-1937 (620 amino acids)
Biological process (GO): synaptic transmission, glutamatergic; transmembrane transport; regulation of synapse structure or activity
Cellular component (GO): excitatory synapse; synaptic vesicle membrane
Molecular function (GO): L-glutamate transmembrane transporter activity; neurotransmitter transmembrane transporter activity
Source: RefSeq, a predicted model, not a curated record
CCCGGGCCGCCGGCGGCGGCGGGGACGUCCGCACGGAGGGCUACGAGGAGCUGGAGCUGCCACAGAAGGGCGGGAUGGGCGGCGGCGGCUGGGCCGAGACCUCGCUGCAGGAGAAGAGCUUCGGCGGCGGCACGCCCGACUCGCUGCCCGAGCGCGAGCGCCCGAAGCUGCGCCACAUCGACAAGUACGUGCGCGCCGAGCUGCCCUGCCUCAGCAAGCGCUACACCGUGGCCGUGCUCACCUGCGUGGGCUUCAUGAUCUCGUUCGGGAUGCGGUGCAACAUGGCGAUGGCCAAGCUGCAGUUCCAGAGGAUUAACGAAACGGACGAAGCCGACCACGGCCUGGGAGUUUUGAACAACGCAACAAACACAGCAGCGCACCUGCCGACCGGAAGGGACUUGCCGCAUAAAAAAUGGUCUGUGGCCACCGAGAGCAUGGUAGACUCGUCCUUCUUCUGGGGCUACCUCCUCACGCAGGUUCCGGGCGGCUUUCUCGCCUCCAAGUACCCGGCCACGCGCAUCUUCGGCCUGGCCAUCGUCACCUCCUCCGUGCUCAACUUACUGGUGCCGGGCGCCACCGAGAUCCACCCGACCUUCGUCAUCCUGGUCCGCAUCUGCCAGGGCCUGGUCGAGGGCUUCACGUACCCGGCAUGCCACGGCAUCUGGCGGCAUUGGGCACCGCCACUGGAGCGCUCGCGGCUCGCCACCCUGGCCUUCUGCGGCUCCUACGCGGGCAUCGUCAUCGGCAUGCCGCUGUGCGGCUUGCUCACCAGCGCCAUCUCCUGGCGGGCCUCGUUCUACGCGUACGGCAUCCUCGGUGUCAUCUGGUUCGUGAUAUGGCUGUGGAUGGCAUUCGAGCGCCCUUCCAAGCACCCGUUCAUCUCGCUCAGCGAGCUCAAGUACAUCGAGGACUCGCUGGGCAGCACGACGCAGCAAUCCGUGCCGACCAUCGCCACGACGCCCUGGUCCUCGUUCCUCACGUCGAUGCCCGUGUACGCCAUCAUCGUGGCCAACUUCUGCCGUUCCUGGAACUUCUACAUGCUGGUGCUCUUCCAGGCGUCCUUCUUGCAGGAGCGCUACAACCUGGAGAUAGCAGAGACGGGCUUCCUCGGCUCGCUGCCGCAUCUGGUCAUGACCAUCAUCGUGCCCUCCGGAGGCCACCUGGCCGACACGCUGCGUAAGCGCGGCAUCAUGUCCACCACCAUGGUGCGCAAGCUCUUCAAUUGCGGCGGCUUCGGCAUGGAGGGCUUCUUCUUCCUCAUCGUGGCCUACUCCACGACGGCCAAGGGCGCGACAUGGGCGCUCACCUUCGGCGUGGCCUUCAGCGGCUUCGCCAUCUCAGGCUUCAACGUCAACCACCUGGACAUCGCGCCGCGGUAUGCGUCCAUCCUCAUGGGGAUGUCCAACGGCAUCGGCACCAUCGCCGGCCUCAUCUGCCCCAUCGUCAUCGACAACCUGACCAGCGACAGGAAAUCGGAGAGCUGGACUCCCGUGUUCAUCUCGGCCGCGUGCGUCCACUUCUGCGGCGUCAUCUUCUACGGGAUCUUCGCGAGCGGGGAGCUGCAGCCGUGGGCCGAGCCGCCCCCGGAGGAGGCGGGGAUGGGGGCGGAGGCGCUGCCCGGUCCCGGAGCCCCGGGAGGAAAGUGGGACCCCAUGGAGGGCAGCGCGCCGCCCCCGCGACCCGCCGUGCCGCCACCGCCCUACUCGCAGGCCGUCGCCGCGCCGGACGCCACACAGCCCUUGGCCCAGUCCACCAACCCCUUCGCUUACGGCGCCGUCGCUCAGGGCGGGUCCACCAACCCCUUCAGCUCCUCGGCACUUAACGCGGCCUGGGACACGGCCCCGGCUCAGGACGCGUACAUGUCUGCGCCGCAGCCGGUCCAGCCCGAGGCCACCGACUCAUAUAUGCACGGCUCUGUCCACGACAGGGCGUACUGAACGCACAGUCGCACUCCCUUAUCAAGUUUCAUUUAAUUUCAUCAAAUUCUUAUUUUUCUCGUUGUACGGUUUCGUGCCGACGUUAAGGUUAGUUUAUGUGUGUUUGCGGGCGAUUAAGUUUUGUUAGGUAUUGGGUAAACGUAGAAGAAAAGAAAGUAACUAUUUUUAUGUUGCCUUUCAGCCUAAAUAAGUAGAUGUUGAAGCGAAAAGAUAUCAGUAGACAUGAUUUAAUCACUAUACGUAUCUUCCGAAAGAAAUAUUGAAUAGCAGUUUUUUGAAACAUGAUUGGCUUAUCAUUGAACUCAAAACGCUAAGUCACCCAAACAAGAACAAUACAAUUCAAAAUAAAAUAAGCAUCUACUUGUUAAAAAUGUGCAAAAACGUAAAAGUUUAAAGUGACAAAGCCUUUUGAGGUAAAACUAAGCUUCCAAAUUUUAUACAAUUCAGCAUCAAAUAUCAUAACUAACCUGCAGGUAAUGGUUAUGAUUUUGGCAGUAAAAGUUAUUCAUGUUUCAUUGAUGGUUUCCGUAGAUGCAGUGUUAUAAAAUUAUUACAUACUGUAUAUUUGUAAGAGUGAUGUAUAUGUUCGUGUUCAUGGUUAUGUAGAUUCCCUAUGGAAUGCGCCCGGAGCGUAUCCAAUGUUAAACUUAUUAAUUCAAAUGUUCUUCUAUGACCUAAGUCAAUUUGUUGUGUGUUGGGCCAUGGGUUGUGUUCUUAGAGCACGCACUACGGCCGAGAAAAUGUUCUCUCUGAUGUACAUAAAAAUGCUAAAACUUCUUUCUCUCUUCCUUAAUAGUAAUGAUACUCUUCGCGCUACAAGUCAAUUUUGAGACGUUCGGCCUUUUUGAUCGCUAUUACUAAAAUUGCAGUAGAGUAGUACAUACUUGAGCAAUAGUGGCAAAAAAAGUCACUGGUUAUCACGUGGCAAAAUCAAUGUUCUUUUAAACCAUGCGAUCUGAACUUCUUUUCUGAACUUUGAAUGACUUAUAGAUUUAGUGAGAUGGCGAAAUGUACUUAUUUUGUUUAAUUAUAUUUAAAUAAAAAUGGCGUUAAAGCCUUAUUCAUUUCCCGGCCCAAUAAUCGAACUUCAGGAGCCGGAACCAGAUGAAAACCUUUGGAAUGAAGAGUAUUUUAUGUUCAAAGCAAUUUUUAAAUGAAGACGAAAGUCUUCAUCAGGCUGUGUUGACAAUAACUAAUUUUAGGCUUUAGCUCGUAAGCGAACGUAUGAUUGAAAGGGCACACUAUCGGCAACUAACGCGCCAUAGUACGACUCUCUAGAAUGCUUGUGUGCAUAUUGCGUGAACUUCUAGCAGUGUUCUGAAAUAUUUCGACGUCAACGUGGAAAAUAUCUACUGAAAAGGGAAUCCACUAGAUUUAAAUCAGAACUCAGCAUGUGUGAAUCGGGUAAAAAUGUAUCAUAUUAAAAACACCGUUUUCAAAUCGGUGGUGUAAGCAGCCAAAGUUUUCCAGAGACGAAGCAAACGUAGACUGGAUGAAUACUAUUUUCUCCUUCACAUGUCAUAUCUUCGUUCACCCUGUUCUUUGGCACAAUUUUGACUGCAACCAUUAAAAACGGAGGAAGAAUAAAUUUAAAGGGUUGUGUGGUCGUUAUUUAAAGAUGAUAAAAGGGGGAAAGUUUUGGAAAAGUAAUAAAAUAAGGCGUUGAUAUGAUCAAUGCCAUUGUUAGUUCACACAACGUAACGACUGAGAUACCUAAAUCCCCCAGAGUAGUUUCCUCGGGUAAAUCUCCUAUUUUUGAAUUUUUACUUAGAUGGUUAGUUUUUGCCUUUGCACUGCAUAGUUGCUUUCUGGUAAGCACUUAAUUACUUGCUUUUGAAAUGGACAAAUAUCACAAAAAGCACGCGAAUUUUUGCACAUUUGGCACUCUUUCUAGCACCUCUGCACGCUGUUUUGCACGCCCAAUUAGAACACACUUGCACUUUACUACUUUGCACGCACAAGUUACUGCACUCCACAUUUGCACGCACAAGUUUUAGCACGCGCCACAUUUGCACGCAAUAUAAGGGGGUUGGCCACAAUCACUGUGGCCUACCUCCCACACUUUUUGGUAUAUAUUAGUUUGUCACAUUUUGCACUGAUUCGCACGUUGCACAAAACCUCGCACAUUUUAAAAUUUAGCACGUUGCACCUGCACUUUAAAAAGUAGUCGGUAGAGGCAUCUUCGUUUCUUUUUUUGAUAAUUAUUUUUCGCCAGCUACUUUUAACUUUCUUUCCUUAUGUUUUUGCACAUUUCCUGCUUUUGCAACUGCACUUGAGCACCUUGCAUAAAGACAUGCACGCAGGAUAAACAGAUCUCAUUUUGUCUGAUGAAAUACGACGCACCCAAAAGGUUUUGACGAAGGAAUAUUUGGUAGUAUGUAAAAAUAUGUAGCAAAUUGUUGAAAGUGGUAUACGUGUAAGAGGUAAAUGUGUAUGGGAUUGAGGGCGCAAAAGAUAAUCUACAAUACAUAGCAGGUGAAGUCAUUGGACAAAUGUAAUAUACUGAUGGAGCCCUCGUUAUAAUUGCUUCUGUUGUGAGGUUUGAGCAACAAUAAUUUAAUCGUUACUCGUAAUCGUUUCAUUGUUCGUUAGUUCGUAUUGGUACCUGUGAGUGGAAAUAUCACGAAGGAUGCUGCUACCACGAUGUUCGUGAAUAUUUCACAAACAGUUGUUUUAUUGUUUUGUUCUCGAAGACUAAUUGCGUCUCGAAUGGAAUCUGUAAUUUCCUGUACUCCAUACUGGGGAAAUUAAGGGAAUUAAUAUGUGAACGUAGAAUUUGAAAUAACAGCUAAACCUUAGCUAAAAAUUAAAGCACCGGUUAUGCAAAUUAUUCAAAAAUAAGUGUUAUAAGUCAUAAUAAAUAACCCGAUUUCACAUAUUCACAGUCUUUCGAUUUCAGAUUUAUUGUUAGAAUGAAAAUGUACCGACUAAAUAAGAUGUAAGGCACUAAUUUAUGGCAAUACAGGAGGUGUGCUACUAGUUCAUAUUUAUUGGCGUUAUAAAAGUCACUACUGAGAAGAUAACUACUCUGUUGAGUUUGUGACUCAGCACGUUUUUCUGUAAACUGUGGGAAACCAUAAACAAAUAAUUUCCUUCUACUGUGUAAACAACUUUCUUUAGUUACAUGUUACUGUCGUCGUAAGUAUAUCCUUGUAACUAAUUUUUCUGAAAUCUCAAGGAUUAGAUACACAGUAUCCAGAGAUGUCGAAAGCAAUAAUUGCCCUAAUGUAAAUCGAUAAUGAUGUACUUGAUUGUUGUAAAAGGAUGCUUCAAGGCGAUACUUCACUUUGCGGAUGUGCGUCUUAACACCACAGUCGCAUUAUGUAAAACGACAGCAUAAGUGAAAUCAAUAAAGAUAAUUAUCUUCGCGGGUUGA